This is a messenger RNA of Clonostachys rhizophaga, 2073 nucleotides long. NCBI's taxonomy places the organism in Eukaryota, Fungi, Ascomycota, Sordariomycetes, Hypocreales, Bionectriaceae. The record is from the annotation of a GenBank genome assembly.
AUGGCUUCGACUGGAACAGCAGCAUCAACACUAGCCCCAGCUGAGACCACCCAAACCGCUCCCUCCAUCACUACCACCGCUGCCAGCAUUGCCAGCAGCAGCACCUCCCACUCAGAGCCCAUCCCCACACCUCGGUCCACGUCCCCCUCCUCUCCCGUUGCCUCGGGUCCAAGACACAGCAAUAAAAUACCACCUGCAGCCUCGUCCGGCCGCAAAUUGAUCAACUUCAAUCCCAUGACGUCCAACGUUGACAUUGCUGCCAUUGAGGAAGGCAUCAAGGCUGCAUCUCUCGACCAGCUCCGCGGAUACGCUCAGAACCAUUACGCUCAGGUCAGCCAAGACAAGGAGACCGAGUACAUCUCAAGAACCAUGGCUGCUGGAUACCCUCUUCUCCGCCAGCCCUUCUGGAACAAGGGUCUCUCCUUUACCCCAGAGGAGCGCGUUGCCAACAACCUCACCGGCCUUCUCCCCCACACGAUUGAGAGUCUGCAGACGCAAUGUGUGCGUGGUAUGAAGAUGAUCAAUUCUCGCCAGACCAACAUCGACAAGUACCUAUACCUGUCCAGCAUCAAGGAGCAGAACAUCGAUCUGUUCUACCGAUUGUUGAUGGACAACGUUCGUGAGUUGAUGCCACUGGUCUACACUCCGACCAUCGGCGAUGUCUGCCUCCAGUACUCCGCCUUAUAUACUCGUCCCGAGGCUCUGUACAUUUCCAUCAAGCAGCGAAAGUCAAUUCGCACAAUGCUUGAGAACUGGCCUUGCCGGGAUCCUGAGAUCUGCGUCGUGACUGACGGUUCCCGUAUCCUGGGUCUCGGUGACCUGGGAAUGAACGGUGUUGGUAUCUCGAUUGGCAAGCUUGCUCUUUAUACAGCUGCCGCUGGUAUCCACCCCGGCAAGACCCUGCCAAUUGUCCUCGACUGUGGCACCAACAACGAAACCAAUCUCAAAGAUCCCCUGUAUCUUGGUCUGCGACAGAAGCGAGUGUCCACCGAGGAUCAGCGUAACUUCAUGGACGAGUUCAUGGCAGCUGUAAAGGAGGUCCACCCCAACAUGGUUGUCCAGUUCGAGGACUUUGAGACCGAAAAGGCCUUCAAGUACCUUGACCGUUAUAGACACACCCAGAGGUGCUUCAACGAUGACAUCCAGGGUACUGGUGCUGUCGUUCUUGCAGGAUAUAUUGGUGCCGUAGACCUUUCUGGCGUGCCCCUCGAGGAGCAGCGCCUUGUUUUCAUGGGCGCUGGUUCCGCUGGUGUCGGUGUUGCCAAGCAGCUCAUGGAGUAUUAUACCCGUAGGGGUCUCUCAGAGGCCGAGGCCAGAGACAAGUUCUGGCUCGUAGACACCAAGGGCCUUGUGACCAAGGACCGUGGUGACAACCUCGCUGAGCACAAGAAGUACUUUGCUCGCACUGACAACAAUGGCAACCAGUACAAGACUCUUGAGGAGGUUAUCAAAUAUGUCAAGCCCUCCGCUCUUGUUGGUCUGACUGCCACAUUCGGUGUCUUCACCGAACCAAUCAUCCGGGCCCUCAAGGCUUCGGUCGAUGAGGGCGGUGCCGGCCGCCGCCCUAUCCUCUUCCCUCUCAGCAACCCUCUGACCAAGGCUGAGUGCACCUUUGAGCAAGCCAUCCAAUGGACUGAUGGUACUGCCAUCUUUGCCUCGGGCUCUCCCUUCCAGAACGUCACUGUUGAUGGUCCAGAGGGUCCUGUCACCUACCACCCUAACCAAGGUAACAACGUCUAUGUCUUCCCUGGCCUGGGUCUGGGAGCCAUCCUCUCCAAGGCUACCAAGGUGACCGACGAGAUGGUCUACACCUCUGCUGCCUCUCUCGCCAAGGCACUUAACGCCGAGGAGGUUCACUUGGGUCUCAUCUAUCCUCGCAUCGAGCGUGUCCGAGAGGCAAGCUUGGUGGUUGCACGCGAGACCAUGAAGGCCGCCCGAAGGGACGGCGUAUCAGAGCUCCCCGAGGAGCAAUGGGUCGAGUGGGAAGAGUGGGGUGAUGUUGCUUUGGAUGCAUACAUCAAGCAACAUGUGUAUGACCCUCAAUCCUUUGAGGCAACCAGGAGCCAGCUGUGA